This is a messenger RNA of Sphaerodactylus townsendi, 4528 nucleotides long. RefSeq names its product leucine rich repeat and Ig domain containing 3 (gene LINGO3). Gene Ontology annotation, molecular function: protein binding. The transcript has 2 exons. The coding region runs from base 136 to 1953 and encodes 605 amino acids. The record is from RefSeq and is a predicted model, not a curated record. NCBI's taxonomy places the organism in Eukaryota, Metazoa, Chordata, Lepidosauria, Squamata, Sphaerodactylidae.
CGGCGCUCCAGACGAGCCGGGCGCCGCCGAUGCAGGCGGGCAGGGAGGCGCCGGCGAGGAGCUGACCCACGGAGGAUGGAGAGCCGCGCCGGCCGGCCACGGUGUGUGAGAAAAUGGUAGUGCAACCGUGAGACAAUGCACUACACAAUGACAUGUUGUCUUCCGGUCCUGGUCCUCCACUGCGUUCUCCUUAGCACUGCCCUGGUUGCCGCUUGCCCAGCUCGUUGCGAGUGCGUCCCUCAGAUCAAGUCGGUCAUCUGCCACCGCAAGCGCUUGACCUCCAUACCUGAGGGGAUACCAACAGAAACAAAGAUCCUGGAGCUGAACAAGAACCGCAUACGCUGCCUGAACUCGGGGGACUUGGCCCCGUAUCCUCUACUGGAAGAGCUCGAUUUCAGUGAGAACAUCAUCACAAAUGUGGAACCGGGGGCUUUCAGUAAUCUCCUCAACCUGCAGACUUUGCGGUUGCGCGGCAACCAGCUCAAACUGAUCCCACUGGGUGUCUUCAGUAAACUGUCCAAUCUCACUCUUCUGGACAUAAGUGAGAACAAAUUAGUCAUCCUUUUGGACUACGUCUUUCAAGACCUGAGGAAUCUGAAGACCCUGGAAGUGGGAGACAAUGACUUGGUGUAUAUUUCCCGAAAGGCUUUCUCCGGCCUGGUCAGUCUUCAGCAGCUGACCAUAGAGAAGUGUAACCUGACCGGCAUCUCAGCCGAAUCCCUCUCACGCCUCCAAAACCUAGAGGUCCUCCGCCUCCGACACCUCAGCGUUGCCUCAAUAGAUGAUCAGAACUUUAAGAAGCUUUAUAAUCUUUGGCAGCUGGAAGUUGAAAAUUGGCCGCUCCUGGAGGACAUUUCACCGAACGGCUUCCAGGGAUUAAACCUCACCUCCCUCUCCAUAACUUACACCAAUAUCACAGUGGUGCCCACAGCUGCCUUGAGGAACCUGGUCCAUCUCAUGUACCUCAAUUUGUCCUACAACCCCAUCAGCACUGUGCCCAAGGGGGCCUUCAAGGAUCUUUUUCGGCUUAGAGAGCUCCACAUGGUGGGUGCCCUUUUGGUCUUGGUUGAACCUCAGGCGCUCUUUGGCUUGAGGCAGAUUCGCCUCGUCAAUCUAUCCAACAACUUCUUGUCCACUCUGGAAGAAAGCACCUUCCACUCGGUGAACACACUGGAAACUCUCAGAGUAGACCGGAACCCUUUGGUCUGCGACUGCCGUCUCCUCUGGAUCCUUCAGCGCCGCAAGACGCUGAACUUUGACGGACAACCUCCAAUGUGUUCCUCGCCACCUGAGAUACAGGGGAACGCCCUGCAAGAUUUCCCAGACUCUGUCCUCUUCGAAUAUUUCACCUGCCAAAAGCCCCAAAUAAGGGACCGAAAGCUCCAGCAUAUCACAGCUUACGAAGGGCAGGCAGUGUCCUUUCUGUGUCGGGCCGAUGGGGACCCCAUCCCAACUAUUAUCUGGGUGUCUCCUCAGCACAGGAUGAUCACCACCAAGACUGCUGGGCGAGCCACCGUCUUGCCUAGUGGGACAUUAGAAAUCCGCUAUGCCCAGGUCCAAGACAGUGGCACCUACAUUUGCAUUGCCAGUAACGCGGGGGGCAAUGACACAUACUUUGCCACCUUGACAGUCAAAGGGCAUUCCAUUGACAGUUCCCUCUAUGCAAACAGGACCUUGUACCUCAGCGAGUUCAACGAUACUUUUCACAACAACACACAUGUUUUCUUAAAGUUUACGUUGGACCUCAAAACCAUCUUGGUGUCCACGGCCAUGGGCUGCAUCACUUUCUUAGGUGUGGUCCUCUUUUGCUUCCUCCUCCUUUUUGUCUGGAGCCGGGGCCGUGGACAGCAUAAGAACAACUUCUCUGUGGAGUACUCCUUCCGUAAGGUGGACGGCCCGACCACGACGGCGGGCCAAGGUGGUGCCAGGAAGUUCAACAUGAAAAUGAUUUGAAGAUCUGGGGAUGGGUGGGAGCCUUUCAAGGUGCCAUCUGCUGAUAUUAAGGCAGGUUGGGGUUUUUUGGGGUUUAGUAGCCACAUAGGGCAGAGGCGUAUGGCCUAUAGGGACAUGGGGUCACCCAUAUACCCGGGCACAUGCCGGGUGCCCCCCCAUGUGACAAAACAGUGUGUGACCCAGCCGCACAUCACCAAGCCCCCCCACCUCCCCGAGGCCCCCCCCCCGCCUUUGUGCAGACUGGCUUUUUUCCUCCCCAGGCAAAAGCUGGCCUGCACAGAGGCCGGGGGUGGGACUCAGUUCCCCAAGCCACUCCCCCCAAGCGCAGGGGGUGCAGGGGGCACCCCAAGAAGGUGUGUCUCCAGGCACCAUUUCCUCCUGAUACGCCUCUGACCUAGGGCUACUGGGGAAUCUUCCACUGGGGGCUUAAGUUGAUAACCCCAUAAGAAUGAAUGAUUACGGGGGACGUUGUUUCUCCAUCCAUCCAGUUCUACUUCAAGGGCUCAGAGGUGAGCAGUGAACUUGCAAAUUCACCUCCCUGAUCUUGCUGGAGACAUUAACGUAGCAGAAGCGUUCCACCUUGGGAUAGCCGUGGCUGUCUUCCUGGAGGUCUCUCUCCGAUUUACGGAUACAUCUCUCGUGCUCUCUGAACAACUGUGCUUCCAUUGCCCUGAAUUCCCCUAGUACCAAUGAGGCAUGCGCACACACAACUUGUGGUUUUGAGGUCCUCACACUGUAGCUUUUUUCUUUUUCUUCCUAGUAUCAACUAUGCAUUUCUCGAAUAACGAGAGCAUCCAUAUGUUUGGGCUUUGAAGAACCUCAUAUCGUUGUCCUUUUUUUAGUGACUAUUUUUGAAAAUCUUGAUCUAGUGCAUGGAUUCCUUUUUAAACUGUUUUAUAUGCACUCCCAACAAACAUCUUCCUGUACAGAUGAGGAUUCCAGCCCGGGGGAGCGGGGAGGGGGGGUGACACGUGACUGCUCCAUCCCAGCCCGUCUUCCCAUCCCUUUGAAGGCGAUCCAGUGAUGUGAAAGCUUGCUGGGGAGGUGUAGUGCCUUUGAGUCCUUUCUAGUCUUUUUAAUAAGGGUUUCCAGCAAAUGUUUAUCCUACCUGCCCAAAGCAAUAACGUGCUUUUUUCCCACUCAGACACAUUGAAUUGAACACAACGUCCUGGAAGCAGGAAUUAACAGGGACGGGCGAACCCUUCCGGUUAUUAGUGACCCGAAUGGAACUCCUUCCUUUCUUCUGUGGGUGCGCAUACAGAAAUUGUGCAUGCAAUGUAGGCUCACCGGCUUUGUAAGCUUGCUAGGAAGUGAAUCCCAUUGAUACUGUUGGGUUUUGGCAAGGCCGAAAGAGUGUACUUCCGGUUUCGUGGAAAGGAAAGGAAAAAGAACUGUGUGUGUAGCUUUUGUUUAAAGGAGAGCUUUUUAACAAGCAAGGGGGUUACAAUUUUCGGGGGAGGUGUUGCUGGAACUUUACUGAGUUGAAUGGGAUUGUUACAAGGUCUUCCUGGUGGACUGCAUCCUGUGUCUUGUUAGUACAGCAAGCUACAUUUCUUUUUGAAGGUCAACGUGGCGAAGGCGAGGGAGGAAACCCCGCUUGACCAAGACAACUCCUUCUUUGUUCUCAGGGUCAAAUAAAAUGUCCAGAUUUAAGGCUGGUUCCCCGGAGAUACUUCCAAGCAAGGCCUAAGGGAAAUAGCAUUCCUCAAAGUGUUUUAAUAUUGGAUAUAUCCCCCAGUGGUGGUGAACCUUUGGCACUCCAGAUGUUAUGGACUACAAUUCCCAUCAAUUCCCUCAACUGGCCAUGCUGGCAGGGGCUGAUGGGAAUUGUAGUCCAUAACAUCUGGAGUGCCAAAGGUUCGCCACCACGGCCCCAUGCCAAUAGCAGGCUCUUGUUGAUUUCUAAGGGUUAGUAGGGCAGGCUAUGAGUUUUAGAAAACAAAGCAAAUCUGCAUGAGGGAUGAGGGGUUCAGCAUCUGACUUUGCUAAACAGAGAUAUCAUUUAUGAGGAGUAUGUAUAAACUGCUUUGGGGUUUCAGCUCCUAUCAUGUUCAUCACCCUGUGACACAAGCAAAGUGAAGCAAGUGACUUGCACAUGGUAUUCCUGUAAUGGUAUUGCCUAACUAACCUGCCUCUGACCAGUCCUCAGCACAGGUAUUUCUCAUAGGUCACUUCUCCAGCCAUUGCCUUUCCGUGAUCCUUCUCAAGGGACGAAGGAACCUAGCUACAAAAAUACCAAGUACGGCUGUCAAGCACCCGAGAGACACGGAGUGAAAUUCGGAAUCGUGUAGCAAAUGAAACAAUAGCCGAAUAUCGGCACUGCUGAGUAAUAAUCAGAAAUGUGCAGCAAAUGUAAAAAUAGCCGAAUGCCGGCACUACUGAGUGGUACUCAGUUGUGUAGAAAUAGCCGAAUAUCAGCACUACUGAGUGGUAUUCAGUUAUAUAAAAAUAGCCGAAUAUCAGCACUACUGAGUGGUAGUUAUGUAAAAAUAGCCGAAUAUCGGCACUACUGAGUGGUAAUCAGUUACGUAAAAAUAGCCGAAUAUCGGCACUACUGAGUGGUACUCAGUUAUGU